This is a messenger RNA of Penicillium angulare, 3702 nucleotides long. Its product is annotated as HECT-type E3 ubiquitin-protein ligase. The coding region runs from base 1 to 3702 and encodes 1233 amino acids. The record is from RefSeq and is a predicted model, not a curated record. Gene Ontology annotation, molecular function: ubiquitin protein ligase activity; protein binding. NCBI's taxonomy places the organism in Eukaryota, Fungi, Ascomycota, Eurotiomycetes, Eurotiales, Aspergillaceae. Gene Ontology annotation, biological process: protein polyubiquitination; ubiquitin-dependent protein catabolic process. The transcript has 3 exons.
AUGUUCCAGUCUUUUACUGGUAGCUCUCGUCGCCCACGGCAGGUGAACCUGAGCGGCCGCACCUCCAACCCUUUCGCUACAUUCCCCGGUAGCUCCCCCAGCCGACCGGCCCCGCAUGCUUCGAACCCACAGAGUGCUGUCGCCAUUGCGCAGCAGGAACGAAUACAGAGACAGCGGGAUAGGGAGAAGCAGAAUGCCAUCCGGACCAUUCAGCGGGUAUGGAGGGGUUAUAGCAAUAGGAGGACAACAUAUGGAGAUUGGAGAUUAGAGUGGGAUGGGAACGAGCGAGAUAUGCUAGGUGACAUGAACAUCAAACCUGGGACCCCAUUACGCCGUCCUGCCCCAUACGCGACUGCAGACCAGUGCCUAAGCCAACUGCGGCUAUUGGUGCAGUUCGUCUCUGCGAGGCAGACAGAUGAUGUGUUCCGACUCGUAUACUUUGUCGAUACACUCGAACGAACUUUUCAAACACUUCCUACAAUUGCUAGUGAGGGCGAAUGGACCAAACUUCUUAAACGGUUGGCUCUCGUUGUGCUGCGUGUGCUCAAAUACUCUUCGAACUCCUCCGUUCCUGCACAUGUUAUUGAGCCUUUGCUUCGUGCAGCAGUUUUCUUGACUGGGUUAAUACCUAAACAAAUGGCAAGAAUUGCAGAUACCUACUACGAUACUAUGGCCUUCCUGACGACCAAUCUGACACCUUCCAACGAAUCUGACCAAACCUGGAUUCCAACUAUCGACGCUGAACAUCUCAAGGAUGGCGUGAUUGCUCUUCUGCGACCAAUAACCUCCGAAACGAUAUCAGCAUAUGAGUCUUUUGCAACGCACUAUCUCACAAUCCCCGACCUUGAGUCGCAUCUAGGGAAAUUGGAAGGGCUGGCCCACCAAAUAAACUACCGCAUGCUUGCACUUGCCGUGUCGGCCCGCCUUGGCUCAAUAGCCCAAGAACCCCAUGCCAUAGACGAUGUACACGCUCGGAUGUGGUUACUUGCAUACCUCAUUUUCUUUCAUCGAUAUGGAUUGGGCGCCGAAGUCAACACUCGAGCGCCGGAGCUAGAAUUUGUCACCGUGAUCUCUGAUCUCCUCACAUUUACGGCGACACAGAUCAUGCAAGGCUUAGAGGCUGACGAACCAAAUGAGAUGGACACUCCUACUGGUGCUCGUUCUUUGCACCCAUUUAUCAAAGAACAGGUCACCGGCCUAGUGAAUCAGAGUAGCGUUACUGGGCUUCUCUCGCCUAUUAGAUCAUCUCGUUUCACCCGGCCCGAUCUGACGACCGAAGAAACCGACGCAUCCAAAGAAGCUAGAGUUCUUGCUACAUAUGCAUUAAAUCUGCUGAGGAUUUUCCCGCGACGUGGAGAUGAUAUCCGAAUGUGGCUGUAUCUAGGCUCGGCACCAUCUGGAGAACAUGUCUCUGGCCAACCAGAUGCGAAAGUGCCUGCAAUCAAAUAUUUCUGGCAGGCAUCCAAAUCUAGUAGCAUCUUCCAGGUCAUCAGCAGUGAUUCUACAAAAGUGCUGCCGUUGUUGCAAUUACCUCAGCAUGCCAAAGAUCCCGUGGAUAUGCCCCAAGCUCAGCGGGAUCAAGAGUGGACAACCAUACUUCUUUUCCUCGAGCUUUAUACAUUUGUUUUGAAAGUUAUGGAUGACGAUGAAUUCUUCUCAAGCACUUCCUCCUUCGUAUCUUCAGAAGAUGACAAAAUUUCAUGGACAAGGGAGAGUGCCCUUCCUCUGAAUGACAUCAAGGAUAUGACGAUUUUCCUUAAGAAUCUCGCUUUCACUCUCUAUUGGAAUGCCGUCGACUUGAGUGAACCGGAGUUUAAGCCCACUGCCAUUAGUCUUAGCAGCUAUUUCAAUAGCACCAGCCAAGCAUCCGAUGUUCCCCCGCUUCCAAGUACCAAGGAUCUCGAAACAAAAGGUCAAACGAAUUAUCUUCAUGGGGUCACUGGAAUCCCACUUGAGUACUUCAAAGGUCUGGUCACAGGAUUGCUGCGAAUGCUCCAUGAACGAGACUCGCGUCGCAAGUUCUUGCCUAAAGAUCAUUGGCUCAUGACCAGCCGAUUUGACAUGGAAGGCUUCAUAUCUUCCGUCGUUGCAGAAGAGGAAAAGAGACACGAAUUCCAAGCCCGGGCAGAGGAUUCUGAGGAUGCCGAUAUUAUGGACGAUGAAUCAAGCGGCCGAUUUAAUGAGCCAUCAGGCUUGGCUGGAACAGGCCAUGCUCAACAGACUAUUCGUUUCGAGGCUUUAAGACGACAUCAACAGCGAGCUGCGCGUGGCCGGAUCUUGGCAGCCAUUGCACCUAGACUCGAAAUACUUCGGAACAUGCCGUUUUUCAUUCCAUUUGCUACUCGUGUUCAAAUUUUCCGCGAAUUCAUCUACCAUGAUCAACACCGCCGUCGACAUGGUUUUGUGGAGCCAGACUCUUGGCGUGCAUCUAUCGCUCAGGCCUCCAUGGGACAGAUGAUGAACGGCCACCCUGCGUUCCAAGACAUCCUUGCUCGACACCAAGCUGAUAUUCGACGAGAACAUAUUUUUGAUGACGCAUUAGAUCAGUUCUAUCCGCUGGGUGACGGCCUGAAGGAGCCCAUCCAAAUUAGCUUCAUCGACCGCUUCGGAACUAUGGAGGCCGGUAUUGAUGGCGGUGGUGUGACGAAGGAAUUCUUAACUAGCAUCACUAGUGAAGCCUUUCAGACAGGCGACGGGCUUAGAAUGUUUGCAGAGAAUGAUCAGCAUUUAUUGUAUCCCAACCCUACCGCGGUUGAGCAAUGCAAGGACCAGUUACGAGGCAAUGGAAUAGACGAAGGGACCCCGGAAUGGACAGGAAGUGUACGGGAAAUGCUGCGGCGCUACGAGUUUCUUGGUCGUGUCAUUGGCAAGUGUCUGUAUGAAGGGAUCUUGGUUGAUGUCAAUUUCGCGCCUUUCUUCCUUCUGAAAUGGGCCUUGACUGGCGGCACUGGAUCUGCUUUGAAAGAGUCAUCCUACCGUGCCAAUCUGAAUGAUUUGAAAGACCUCGAUGCAGCCUUGUACCAAGGUUUGCUGAAACUUAAGAACUACUCGGGCGAGGUGGAGGACUUUGCUCUUGAUUUUACUGUCACCGACACCAUCCCCGUGACGGGAUCAAAUAAUCGCACUGUCACCAAGGAUUUGCGACCCGAUGGCUCGAGAAUUCCCGUCACGAACCAGAACCGUCUUGUCUAUAUAUCAUACAUCGCACGAUAUCGCCUACAGGCCCAGCCGUUGCAACAAACAAACGCGUUUUUGAUGGGCCUGGGGCAAAUAAUCCAACCUUCCUGGCUAUCCAUGUUCAACCAGUCUGAGCUGCAGACGUUGGUGAGUGGAGAAACCGGAGAUAUCGAUGUAGAGGAUCUCCGACGAAACACACUGUAUGGUGGGGUGUAUGUUAUCGGAGAUGAUAAUCAAGAGCACCCUACAAUCCAACUAUUCUGGAAAGUAUUGCACGAGAUGACUACCGAGGAACGACAAAAGGUGCUCCGGUUUGUGACCUCCACUCCACGGGCCCCGCUACUCGGAUUCAGUCAUCUACACCCACGAUUCAGCAUUCGCGACUCAAGUGAAGAUCAGGAGCGACUUCCCAGCACAAGUACGUGUGUGAACCUGUUAAAACUGCCACGGUACGCAACUGCCGAGACGCUCCGAACCAAACUACUGUAUGCGGUUAGUGCGGGGGCCGGAUUUGACUUGAGUUGA